This is a messenger RNA of Bactrocera oleae (olive fruit fly), 6833 nucleotides long. Its product is annotated as nuclear pore complex protein Nup93-1. Gene Ontology annotation, biological process: protein import into nucleus; poly(A)+ mRNA export from nucleus. Gene Ontology annotation, cellular component: nuclear pore. The record is from RefSeq and is a predicted model, not a curated record. Gene Ontology annotation, molecular function: structural constituent of nuclear pore. Lineage: Eukaryota; Metazoa; Arthropoda; Insecta; Diptera; Tephritidae.
GUACAAGGAAAUUGUAGUUGGCGGUAAAAUUAUAUAGUGUUUCCACCAUAUUAUCAGGAACAACUGAACGCCCGCUCUAUUGUCAUAUGUUAUUUUAAUAGUUCUUUAAAUUUGAAAAUUCCAUUACAUUCUCAAAAUGCAAAGUAUUAAAUUGAACAUAGGAAUAAAAUAAAAAUUACAGCGCAACGGCAACACUGGCGGAAGUCAGCUUAUUCAUAAUAAGCUGGUCGUAUAGUCAUCCUUGGUAUAGUGAGUUAGUAAAAACAAUCGAUAAUAAUCUUUUUGAACAUUAUAGUUUUAUAAUAAAACAUAUAAUAUUAAGAUGAAAUACGCCGCCCACUACCUUGGAAUUUCGAAAACAAUGUUUUACAAAGAAAAUAAAACUUGGCUUUGCGAAUGAAUCAAACCUUUGUCUCUUCUUUAUACACAGCUACAAAUCAGUCGUAAUUAUCAUAUGGAGCACAACAGCUAUUCAGACAAAAGACUUUCAAAUAUCACCAACCCCCGUUGACGCAUUUGUUUUCUUAAUUGUAGUAAUUAGUGAGAGUACAAUGACGUUGAAUUCAUCUCAGACCAAUUAUAAUUUUUCGCCAGAGUAGUCGCUUAUAAAGUUUGAACGAAGUAAUUUGAAGGAAAACGGUAAAUUAGAAGCAUAAAAAUGCCCUCGCUACGGCAAAAGGUCACAACAUAUUUCCGUCAAUUAAGUUUUAUUGCUGAACCUCGCGAUAGUCCAAGAGGGGUGCAUAAAACUUCAGAUGAUGGAAAUUUUAUUGUUAAAUAUUUAGAAGGACGCAUGGAACGUCAGUUUAUCCCUGGACCGCAAAUUUCAAAUGGACAAAAUCCAACUGACCUGCCAGAUCUUAAAAUUGGUGUCUAUGCGACUGGUCCCACCACUAUAACUGCCGCCUGUACCGGUCCUGAUGAAGGGCUUACUGGCAUUAAGCGCUCAAAAUUGCAUUUAAGUGCAAGCUACGCAGACGACAUUGACUUCAUUGAUACUACUCAGGAAAAUGACUGCUUCGAGGUUCGAAAAAGUAUUACCACUAAUAACCGAAAUCAAAACAAAUUCAAUCGAUAUGGGGGUACACCACGUAAAUUAAGUAAUAGUGCCAUUACAUCAAACAGUGAUCAAAAUGCAAAUAAGCCAGCAGGUAUCCGUUCACGCAAAAACUCCAGGACUAGUAUUACAAAUUCCAAUAAAACUCCAAACCAUUCAGAAAACAUACCUACCGAUAUAAACACGUCAAAGGUAUGUGAUACCUCACAGAAACCACCAUUGACAAAUGCGGAUAGCCAGAAAAUCACGGAAAACGCAAACAAGUCGACAACGAUUGUAGUGAGCUUAGUAAGCACAAAAUUUACCACGAAUGAUGCAGCAAAUGAUCAAAAUAACAAAAAUAUAUUAAAUUCGUCUUUGACGGAUAAUAUAACAAAAACAAAGGUAUUAGCAGCAUCUGUUGAUGUUAAGGAUUCCAAAGAAAAUGAUACCAAGGACACUUCCAUAGAAGUUGGUUGUUCCACAAAGGUUAUAUUAGAUAAUACGACAGAGCGAUUACUUCGUGAAGCGGUUUCAAAUCAAAGUGACGUAACCACUUGCAAGGAAAUCAAUAACUAUAUGGCAGAUGCUAUUGCUGGUGUAUCUGAUUGGCGAAUGGAAACUGAUUAUGCCUAUGGGAUUUCAGUAUCACUCUAUGAAAACAACAUGUUAACAAAAGAGCAUAUGGGCAGUCCUAUAGCAGAUUGCUAUGGUAUAGUUGUACGUGGAGAUGCAGCAGCUAUGGCGCUUGCUGACGGCGUUAAUUGGGGUGAUGGUGCGCGAUUAGCUGCACGUUCGGCUGUACAUGGUUGCCUUGACUACUUGGAUCGUGCUAUUUUCGGACUUGCACGAGAGUGUAUGGCAACAUCGACAACGGAGGUAUUUAUAAGUCUCCUACGUAGUUUGUGGGAAGGUCAUGGCUGCAUACUCGAAGUGGGUGGUUCUCUAAGUACACUAACAAUAGCCGUAGUACUACCGAUAGCUGAUGAUGGUAAAUACGUUGUAUGCGCAUGCAAUGUGGGUGACUCAUUGGGAUAUGUAUAUUCGAAAAAAUAUGGCGUCCGUGAAUUUACACAAGCAUCACACGAUAUAACGUCAAUGCGCGACAUGCGCGAUGCAUUGGGCGCUCUAGGUCCUGCCGAUGGUAAUAAACCCGAACUUGGGAACUUAACUUUAUCAAUGACGAUCAUUGAAAAGGGUGAUAUUGUAUUCUUAACGUCAGACGGAAUUAGUGACAAUUUCGACCCAGUUGUGGGAAAAUUUGCUGAAGCGUGGACACCAGACGUAAAACUUAUGCCAAGUAGUACAUCACAAGGGCACCAUCACUUAGCACCAAAAAGGCAAAAUAAAAGUGCUUCAUCUAUUUAUGCACGUUUGCAUCAUGUCCAUCACAACCAAUCUAGGAGCGAGACUGAAUCACUGCCAACAUCUCCAGCUAAUGUACCAACGCGACCACCACGCACCAAAAAAUCACCUUCACCGGAAGUUGUUAAUGUGAGUACUGCAGCUAGUGCACCAAGUCGACCAAAAUAUAUGCGUUCACAUACUGUGAUAGAACCAAGACGUCUUUCCACAGCUGGAGCCUCUGCUGGAAGGAAGCAGCAUUUAGCUCCCAACAUUUUACCAAAGAUACCCAAAUCAAUUUCGGGCCUACCCUUAGUGACUGGACCACAAAGACACGCACUCACACUCUAUCGUCUAGAGGAUCUGCUGAGUUUUGGCAUAAAUGGAACAUUUUCACCUUGUACAUCAGCUCGUCGACUAUGCCAUUUAUUAAUUGAUUUUGCUCGUAUGAUCACAUCAGCCCGUAGGAAAACACUAGAACAACGUGAACUAUUUUACAAAUUAGCAACGGGUCCUGAUGGCAUUAAACGUGAAGUCGAACUUAACCGUAUGCAGCACCGCGCGGCACGAAAACGUGUCGUAGAUAGUAGCGCUUUUGCUGCUCUGCCUGGAAAGUUGGAUCACGCUACCGUAGUGGCUUAUACAGUAGGAAUUGGGCGUAAUAGUAGUACUAAUGAUGAUGCCAGCAGUAAAAGUGAGCAAGUGAACGCUUCUACUUCAACUGCUGCAGCCUUAUUGCAAUCAAACAAUUUUAAUGAAACUAAUUUUUAAAAUUCUUUUAGAAUCUCACAAUUUAACAUCACAAAAUGUAUACCUAUGAAUAUAUAAUACCAUAUAGUGCUUGUAGUCUGGUAUUUGAAAGGCGCAAAGGUUAUAUUUUCGCAACUGAAGGAAUUAAGCACAAUUGAGAAUGAUAGUAUUAUGUGACCUGCAGAUUUUUAAACAUAUGGCGGAUUUUAUACCAAUGCUUUAUUUAUUAAACAUAUAUAUAAUAUAUACAUACAAUACUACAUGUGGCUUGAUGCAAUUACCCGAGCUUCAAAUGCGGCCAAUUAAUCUUAAUACUAAGCUAAACCCAUAAAUUUUAAUCGAAUAAUUAAUUUACAAUGUAGUUCGUGUUUUAAAGUGUCAUAUAACUCGAAUAAUUUACAUUACCACAAUUCAGUAAGAUGCAGCCAUUGCAAAUAUGUGAAGUUAUAUAAGGAGCAUGUAACUAUUUAUAAAGAAAGCAGUUCAAUUGCCAAUGCAACACCAUUUAAAAAGGUUGGAGUACUAGCAUUUUAAUACCCAGUGCCCAAAACAGUCCGUUACUUUGAAAAUAUUGAAAAAUAAUUGGAAUGAUAUAUAUUUAUUCUUUUUUGACAUAAAAAAAUAUUUUUUCAAUAAACUACUGCAAGAUUAUAAGAUACAAUACUAAUAUUGUUUGUUUUUAUGCUAAUUGAAAUAUCUUUUUAAAUGUUAAAUUCGUAUAAAAUUUUUAAAUCUUCUCAGUUAAGAGUUUUAGAAGGAUAUGUUGCUGCUACAUAUUCUCUUCGUUGAAGAUAAAUUCUCUUUAAAAAUGUACGGUGUUGCCGGAUUAAAAAUAGAAGAUGAUAUCAUACAAUCUCGCAUCAUUCAUAUGGAAUCGUAUUUUCAUAUAUAUUAAGGUAUUAAGUGUAUUACUGUGCCUCCAAAAAAUUUAAAUCAUUGAUAACAAAAUUAAGUUCUAAACAAAUGUCAAGGUUAUUGUGCCAUUUCGUAAAUCGAUUGGUCGUUUCAGCAAAAAAUUUUAUACAUCUGUUUUAAAAUAAAACUUGUGAAUGGCAACAUCAAUUUGUGUAGCCGUCAAACUGUCACUACCGCCAAAAACUGCAAAAUUCAUAGAAUAGUUUCAAUAGUAGUUUGUAAAUUAAAAGUUAAAUAAAUUUUCCCUAACAACCGGAGCGGUAUUCAUAAAGCAACAUGGAUUUUAACUCAUUGCUACAACAAGCACAGCGCUUGACCAAUGAGACACAAAACUCUGAGGAGUUGCCGCGUGUUGAGCGUACAAUUUCCCAAGUUUUGCAAGCGACCCAGGAACUGCACUCACGUGUCACUCAAACAGGCGCCCAGGAUAUACAAGCGCAUAUUUUACUCGGCUCCAAAGGCAUUGAUCUACCAAAAAUUUCACAAAAAUUGGAAGCAUUAAAUGCUCGGAAAACCUUUGAACCACUAGAUCCUAUUGCGGACACCGACGUUCGUAGUUUUUUAAAGAACGAAAAGGAGAACGCUAUAUUGUCUAUGAUUGAAGAAGUUAAUAGAAGUACAUUUGAGGCUGCGGAAAAACGACGGUGGGAAUGUGUGCGCAACGAAUGGCAGCAAGAGAAAGUAAAGUUGCUUAAUUCAUUAAUUGGACCCUCGCAGAAUUGGAUUGACAUACAAAAACUGCCAGAGCAAACAGUUCUUAACGAGACCUUUGGCUCGCGUUCGUGCCUCAAUCGAAUUGAAAUGGCAUAUGCACGUGAGGUAUAUGAAUACAAUACGGCGAUCAUUAAAGGUGCAUUUCGACCUAAUCUCGUGCAGAAAUUUGCCAAGAUUGCGGAAAGCUUCGAAGAUCAAAAAGUUACUGAAAUAUGGGAAAUUAUGAAGUAUAUGGUCAAUAUAGCACCAGUUUCGAGAAAUCGUGAUCCCAUACAAAAUCGCGCACAAAUAACACAGUUCAUUGAUCAAGCUAAAAAAUAUUUGGAGAAUAGGUACAAAUUAUAUAUGUCAACUAUCAUCAGUAGUAAUUUGCGUGAAGCGCAGCGUGGUGGUGUACCUAGCACAUUUAAUUUGGUUUCCUCUUUUGUGGGUCUGACAUUCAACCAAUCGAACUGUUUUGGUUUACAAGAUGCAAGCAUUGAUAAUAAACCCCUCUGGCCAAUGGUGUAUUACUGUCUGCGAUGCGGCGAUAUGCAAUCUGCGUUGCGUUGUAUGCAAAUGGGCGGUGCCGGUCAUGAGGAUUUCAUACAAGUGCUUGAAGACAAAAUAAACAAGCCAGAGCAGAAGAUAAAUUCCAAAUUGGAGGGUCAGCUCAAAUUACAUUAUUGUAAUAAAAUUAAGAAUUCCACGGAUCCAUACAAAAAGGCGGUUUACUGCAUAAUAGCUGGUUGCGACAUAAAUGAACAACAUUUGGAAGUUGCGAAAACUACCGAUGACUUCUUAUGGAUUCAACUGUCCUUGCUACGCCCCGAAUCCCAUGACAAUACCGAAGUGCUAACAUACUCGGGUUUGCAAACAAUAAUACUCGAAAAAUACGGUGAGAAGCAUUUCAAUGCCAGUGAACAACGUCAUCUUUACUUCCAAGUGCUUGCUUUAACCGGACAAUUUGAGGCAGCUAUUGAAUUUUUAGCGCGUACCGAGCAAUAUCGCACUCAUGCAGUGCACAUUGCACUUGCUCUAAACGAAAUGUUCCUCAUCGGUGGACCUCGUAAUGUCCAAGAGCCAUUGCUGUCUGUCGACAUUGAAGACCCAAUGCCAAUGCGUCGCUUGAAUAUCGCCCGUUUGGUUAUGUUGUAUGUAAAAAAAUUUGAAAUUACCGACCCCGCCGAAGCGUUGCAGUAUUACUUUUUCUUGCGUAAUCUUAAAGAUCCGGAAGGACGUAAUUUAUUUUUGGUUUGCGUCAGUGAUUUGGCCAUUGAAUGUCGUAAUUAUGAUUUGAUAUUUGGUAAAAUGCAACCAAAUGGCAUUAUGUCUGGCGGUCUGUUCGAGCAAUUCGAUUGUGUUGAAUUUGAUACGCGCACAGCUGCUGGCAUGGCUGCAGAUGAGUUGGUGAAUAAGGGCAUGUUCGAGGACGCCAUCAAAUUAUUUGAUAUUGCUAGCAUGCAAAAUCAAUCUUUGCGUUACCUGGCGAUUCUGCUGUCCCAGGUCGUACAUCAAAGUUCGAAAAAGGAUUCUUUGCGUGAACGUCUGACAAUUAUGGCGGCUGAUUUUAGAGAAAGAAUGCGCGGCAAUCGUAUUGAGUGCGAUCCACAAGUUAUUUCCACCUUCAAUUUGCUAUGUGAACUGGUUUCAUUCUUCGAUUAUUAUCACGAGCAAAAAUACCAAUUGGCUUUAGAGGUACUCGCCAACACCAAACUCGUGCCAUUGUCUAUGAGCGAAUUGGAGGAAUGCAUAAAUAAUUUCAAGCGCUUGGGUGGUGAGAUUUGUAAAGUGUAUCCUGAUAUAUUAUUGGCGGCAAUGGAUAUUCUAUAUGCUCAGUAUAAAAGUGUGAAAGGACGUGAUACUGGCAUUGUUGAUACAGGACGUGAUCGCCAACUACAGCACUUACGUGAAAAGGCGAAGGCUAUUACAAAUAUGGCUGCCACAGUACCAUAUCGCAUGCCAGGCGACACAAAUAAACGUCUUGUACAAACGGAAAUAUUAAUGCACUGAAUUUACAAAGUAUGCUGCUUUUAGGUCUUUAAGAAUUAAAAAUAAAAAAAAUAAAACAUUUUACACGAAAUAAAAGUAAAAA